AUGAAUGAUAAUAAAGCACCAUGCAAUCGCUGUAAAGCUCGCGGGCUGCCAUGCACGGUCAACAAGAGCUUGCAGAUGCUCUUGGAGAACGAUGUGUCAUGGAAGGAAAAGAUGGAGGGGCGGAUGGGUCAGCUUGAGCAGGCUCUCAGACAGAGUACCAAUCAGCCCUCUACCGUUCCUUCAUUCAGUGUCAAUUCCUCGGGACCAUCACAGGGGUCUGCCGGUCUUGAAGCAGACAGAUCCAGCAUUGCACCUCCUACACCUUGGGUAAUAUCCAGCAACGUCACAUUGAAUCUGUCCUGUAGUCUGGGAGCUUUUCCAGCGUCGUCAAUGAUUAGUCUCACACUGACUGAUGCUGGGGGACACUCAGGACAGACUUCCGAUCUGGUUUCGUGUGGACUGAUCCCGCACAAUGAGGCCGAAGAUUUUUUUGCAUUCUACAAACAGAAUCUAAAUCCUUGUAUCCACCAUAUCCUUACAGAAAGCGACACAUUUCCAAUCAUACGAGCAAGGUCUCCACUCUUACUUGCCGCAAUCUGCACAGUAUCUGCUUUAUGCACUGGCUCGAAACACUAUGCGCCUAUACUCAAAUACUUCACAACUCAAGUCUCUGGAAAAGUAUUCUCAAGUAGGCACACAUUUGACGAUGUGCGUGCUCUCUGCAUUGGCGCUCUCUGGCUCAAUGAGGUCUCGACAGCACUGAACAGUCUAGGUACGUCCCUCUACUUCACUCCGUUCCUAUCCCCAAGUAUAUCAUCACGUCUCUAA
Messenger RNA from Penicillium lagena, 768 nucleotides. RefSeq lists its product as uncharacterized. Bases 1 to 768 code for a protein of 255 amino acids. The transcript has a single exon. Gene Ontology annotation, cellular component: nucleus. The record is from RefSeq and is a predicted model, not a curated record. Gene Ontology annotation, molecular function: DNA-binding transcription factor activity, RNA polymerase II-specific; transcription cis-regulatory region binding. Lineage: Eukaryota; Fungi; Ascomycota; Eurotiomycetes; Eurotiales; Aspergillaceae. Gene Ontology annotation, biological process: regulation of DNA-templated transcription.